UCCGAGGGGGUAUAUUAGUAGUGUACUCCAUGUGACGAUCCUCUGCAGGGGUUUGGAGUUGCAGCUCAGUUGCUGGGUGAGUCAGCUGGCAUGCUCUUGGUCGGCCGUCUACUGUCAGCUUCAGCAAAGCGGCUGGGGAAAGGUGGUCGUUGAGCACACUGCACAGUCUCACCACACAGAGCGAGAGAGGUUGCAGGACUCCAAGUCUCGAAAGUUUCAAAGGCAUCUUCGUCUGGAAGAGAAGGAAGGGAGGGAGAGGCACACACGAGCAGGGCUCAAGAUUAAUUAAAAUUAAAACAAGUGUUGUGUGUGGAACGAACCGGGAUAGACUACCGUAGCGGAGGAGUACCCUCAGGCUGUGGGGAAGAAGAGGCGAACGUGCCAUCCAACAGAGACACCUACGCAUACAAUAAUAAACACACACACACACACACACACACACACACACAGAGAGAGAGAGAGAGAGAGAGAGAGAGAGAGAGAGAGAGAGAGAGAGAGAGAGAGAGAGAGAGAGAUGUCCGUGUCGUUCGCAUUGUCGCGGCGGGGGGUUGCUCGUCCUGGGGCAAUCAUGAAUGCUGUCUUCUUUGUGAUAGUCCUUAUGUUCUUGGGCGGGUUGCCGAAGGCGAGUGGCAUGUCGAAUCAUACAGGAUCAGAGCUGGUGAAUGCCAUAGCUAAACGUCCAGAGCUGUCGAAGUUUUUGCUCUCUCUCCAGAGCGCUCGCAUCCUCGCACGCCUUCAAGGCGAUGCUGCCAAAGGUGUUACGGUUCUCGCUCCAACGGACGAGGCCUUUCACGAGCUGGGUAGCGACCUUAUGACAUGCCUGCUUUCGGAGCCCGCUGUGAAUGAUGUGAUGACUCAGAUCCUCCUGUACCACAUCAUCCCAGGGCAGGUGCUAUCGUUUCAGGACCUCAAGAGCCCCAUUCUCACUUUCUUGACCACAGCCUCGGGCUUGCAGCUUCCGAUUGAGUACGUGGAAACGCGGAAUGAAGUGGUGAUCGAUUAUACCGCCUGGAUCAGUCGUCCGGGUGCUAUCCAAGCCACGAAUGCCACGGUUCAUUACAUUUCGGCAGUCCUCAUACCCCCAACAAUUGAGGGAACACUGAUUGUUGAGUGCGGGGCACAAACAGAGCAGCUGCCGGCCCCGCCAUCGGCUGUACCUGGGCUAUGAGAGCUUCAACUUUUGAAUGAAGGGACCAUGGAUGUGGACAGUGCAGAUAUGGUAAGUGAUCUCCACUUUCUGAGUUCAAAAUAUCACCUUUUUAAGUUUGUCAAGCCUCAUACAGCCCCAAAAGUGCACCUCAACACACAUGCCCAGACGCAUGAUCUGCACGGCAAUGAGCAGACACAGGAGUGCAUUCUGACAGUGGCAAACUGGAAUGUUGUGAUCAGAACAAAUCUUGGAAUUUCAG
Molecule: messenger RNA, 1409 nt
Organism: Chara braunii
Lineage: Eukaryota; Viridiplantae; Streptophyta; Charophyceae; Charales; Characeae
Source: the annotation of a GenBank genome assembly